AUGACAUUCUUCUCGAACAAGCUCACUAUAUCCUUCGUCGUUUUGCUCGUUCUCUACACUCUGAGAUUCGCUGGUACAUUCCUCACCAGAUAUCGUGUAGCGCGACGUCUAUCCUGCCGUGAGCCACCAUCGCCACCUUCCAAGGACUGGCUUUUUGGGCUCGAUUUCGUGUAUCAGCAGAUUGUCAAUAUCCAGAAGGAUCGCCGGAAUGCCUCGACUCGCGAAUUGCAUGAACAAUAUGGACAUACUUUCCAAUCCAAAUUUUAUGGCAGCCGAAAGAUUCAUUCCGUGGAACCGCAGAAUGUCCAAGCUGUCAUGUCAACCGACUUCAAAAGCUGGGGAGUACAGCCGCUCAGGCUUUUCGCCUUUCAACCGCUGAUCGGGGUGGGCAUCAUGGGCACGGAUGGACAUGCGUGGGAGAAAAGUAGGGCUCUCCUGAAGCCCGCGUUUGCGAGAAAGGAAAUCUCAGAUCUUCCCGCUUUCAAUGUUCACGUCCAAAACCUGCUCAAUCAGAUACCCAAGGACGGUUCGACCGUGGACCUUCGCCCUCUCUUCACCCACAUGGCUCUAGAUGCUGCGACGGAGAUGCUGUUUGGCGAGAGUCUGAACAUGCUCGGAAACCCGACACCAAAGAACGAAAGCUGGUUGCGAUCGAUGAACUACGGUCAAAUGACGCUUGGAAAACGCAUGCAACUACCUCAAUGGAACAUCUUUACGCGCGAUGCCCGGUUCUGGAGUUCGUGCAAGACGGUGCAUGAUUUUGUUUCCGAGAAGGUUGACGCUGUGGCCAAGGACCCCGAGAAGUACUCCUUUGACGACAAGAACGUAGACGCACAUUACGUUCUCGCACACGAGCUUCUCAAGGAGACUUUGGACACCCAGACCAUUCGCAAUGAGCUUCUCAAUGUUUUCCUCCCAGCACACGAAGCGACCGGCGUCGCACUCACCAAUAUUUUCUUCAAUGUUGCUCGAUAUCCUCGCGUGUGGGAGAAACUGCGAAAAGAGACUCUGGCGCUCCCAGCAGGUCAAGACAUCACCUUUGAAUCCCUCAAGGGAAUGAAAUAUCUUCAAGCCGUCAUAGCAGAGUCUUUGCGACUAAAUCCAAGCAUCGGUACCACAUCCCGCAUUGCACUCCGCGACACCACGCUGCCCCGGGGUGGAGGCAUUGACGGUACCUCGCCCAUCUACGUCUGCAAAGGCGACAUCUUUUCGAUAUCUUUCUAUUCCCUUCAUCGCCGGAAAGAUCUUUUUGGCGAGGACGCAGAGACGUUCCGCCCAGAAAGGUGGGAAGAAGGUCUUAAGCCGGGUCAUUGGGCAUACCUACCGUUUUCAGGCGGCCCAAGAGUUUGCAUUGGACAGCAGAUGGCCAUUACACAAGCAGCAUACACGAUUGUGAGAUUCUUGCAGACUUUUGGGACAUUGGAAAAUAGAGACCCAGUUUGGGAGUUUCAAGAGAUGUACACGUUGAGCACGCAGAGUAGGAACGGGGCCAAGGUUGCGUUUGGUGCAGCGUAG
Molecule: messenger RNA, 1515 nt
Organism: Parastagonospora nodorum SN15
Lineage: Eukaryota; Fungi; Ascomycota; Dothideomycetes; Pleosporales; Phaeosphaeriaceae
Exons: 1
Coding region: 1-1515 (504 amino acids)
Molecular function (GO): oxidoreductase activity, acting on paired donors, with incorporation or reduction of molecular oxygen, reduced flavin or flavoprotein as one donor, and incorporation of one atom of oxygen; iron ion binding; heme binding
Source: RefSeq, a predicted model, not a curated record